AUGCAUGUACUAUUAACUAAUGACGAUGGUCCAAUCAAUGACAACACUUGUCCUUAUAUGAAAUAUUUUGUUGAUGAAAUAAUAACUGAAACAGAUUGGGAUAUUUCGAUAGUUAUUCCAGAGGUUCAAAAUUCUUGGAAGGGAAAAUCAUUUAACCCUGGUAAACCAUUAGUUGCAACUUAUAUUUAUACAAAAUACUCAACAGACUUACCAAAUUCCAACAUCAAUAAAUAUGAAGGUCCUUUCAAUCAUCCACAAUCUAAAUUCAAUUCAAAUCCUGAAUAUAAAGAAUGGUGUUUGAUCAAUAGUACACCAGCAGCAUGUGCAGAUCUUGGUAUUCAUCAUUUAUAUAGACAUUCCAAAAACAAACCAAUCGACUUGGUAAUAAGUGGACCAAAUUUUGGUAAAAAUUCAAGUAAUAUUUAUAUUUUAUCAAGUGGAACAGUCGGAGCUGCAAUGGAAGCUGUUACUCAUGGAGUUAAAUCAAUUGCAUUAAGUUAUGCUUUCCAUUCAUUAGAUCAUGAUUUCAAAAUUUUAAAAGAAGCAGCUAAAAUUUCAGUAAGAUUAAUUAAAAAACUUUACAAAGAAUUACAAACAAAUUCAGAAAUUGAUUUAUAUUCAAUUAAUAUUCCAUUGGUUGAUUCUUUAAAAUUAGGUAAAACAAAAGUUGAAUAUGCACCAAUUUUACAAAAUAAAUGGGGAUCAAUUUAUGAACCAACUCAGGAGCCAAAUGAUAAAGGUCAAUUACAAUUUAAUUGGGCUCCUGAUUUUAAGAAAGUUUGGAAAGAUGGGUUGAAUGACCAUGCUCAUACUGAUUCAAGAGUAUUGUUGAAUGAAGGUGUUAGUGUUACUCCUUUAAAAGCUACUUAUAAAACAAUAGAUUCAAUAGUGGGUGAAAUUAAAUUAGAUAAUGAUGAUGAUGAAGAAGAGGUAAAGAAUAAUAGUGUAAGCCACAGUGAUGCCAAUACAUUUUUAAUAACAAUACCUAAAGAUUCUUACUUAUACGAACCCUUGGUGGAGCCAUUCAAGAAAUUGAAUUAUAAUAUUACAUCAAACGCUGAUGAGAUACCGUCAAAUAAUAAAAUUUUUCAUUAUGGUGAAUAUGAAGAUUUAGAUCUCGACAAAAUUUCCAAUAAUGACAAGAAUUAUUUUAUACCAUCUUAUAUUUAUCGUAAAGCACUUAUAAGAAAACAUUAUUUAUCAAAUACAAUACAUCAUUAUAUAACAAAAAAUCCAAACUCCGUGUUAUCAAAGGCAGUACCUGAAAAUUAUCAAUUAGAGAUUGAUUAUGCUGAGUUCUUAGAUGAUUCUUUAGAUGAAUCCUAUGAAUUAAGAGAAGCUAUAGAGAAAGGUGAUAAAGUAUGGAUUGUUAAACCUAGUAUGAGUGAUAAAGGUCAAGGUAUUAGUAUUUUCAGGACAACUGAUCAAUUACAAGCCAUAUUUGAUGCUUUUGAUAAUGAUGAUGACGAUGAAGAUGGAGAAGAGGAUGAAGAAGACGAUGAGUUGAAAGAUGAGAAGAAAAUAGUAGAAACGAAAAAGCACAAUGGACUAAUAUUAUCACAUUUAAGACAUUUUAUUAUUCAAGAAUAUAUUUCCAAUCCUUUACUAUUAACAAAUUAUGAUAAUAAAAAAUUCCAUUUACGUACAUAUGUUGUGUGUCAAGGAGAUUUAAAAGUAUUUAUAUAUAAAAAUAUUUUAACAUUAUUUGCAGAUUUAAAAUAUGAAAAUCCACAUGAUGAUAAAAAGAAACCAAUUGAAUUAAAUGGACAUUUAACAAAUACAUGCUUACAAGAAGAUAAAGAUCCUUUAGUUGUACCAUUUUGGAAUUUACAAGAUAUAACAGAGGAUAAUAAAUUAAAAAUUUUUAAUCAAAUUAAAGAAAUUACAAAAGAAUUAUUCAAAGCAGCACAAACAAUUGAUAAAUUUAAUUUUCAACCUUUAUCGAAUGCUAUAGAAAUAUUUGGAAUUGAUUUUAUUGUUGAUUCAUCGAAUAAAGUUUAUUUAUUAGAAGUUAAUUCAUAUCCUGAUUUUAAACAAACUGGUGAUGAUUUAAAAGAUUUAAUUUAUAAUUUAUUCAUAUUGGUUGUUAAUGAAAUUAUUGAUCCAAUGAUUACUAAUAAAGAAGUAGCAGAAUAUGAUAAAAACUUGGUACAAGUUCUUUAA
Molecule: messenger RNA, 2163 nt
Organism: Lodderomyces jiufengensis
Lineage: Eukaryota; Fungi; Ascomycota; Pichiomycetes; Serinales; Debaryomycetaceae
Product: putative tubulin tyrosine ligase
Exons: 1
Coding region: 1-2163 (720 amino acids)
Biological process (GO): protein modification process
Cellular component (GO): P-body
Molecular function (GO): ATP binding; metal ion binding; hydrolase activity
Source: RefSeq, a predicted model, not a curated record